UCCUGACAAGUCGGCUUGAAGCUUGCAUUGUAUUGCAAAAAUAGUUAAGAAAAAUUAUGUCGCUUCUGGAAGAUAUAUUUUUGAGAGACGAGGCUGAUGAAGCGAGAGAACUGGAACGUGUUAUUGAAGGCGAUGACUUUGAGGAUAAACCUCCACGUUCAGACAGUGAUGAUAACAGUGAAAAGGAAGACGAAGCCGAGGAAGAGAAAAUACGUGUGGACCCAUCGAGUACAAAAACUAAACGGACGGUGAAAAACCCAAGAUUUAUUUUAAAUCCCGCUCGACUGACAGGUCCUAGGGGUAUACAGGUUAUUCCUGAACAUUUUAAAGAUUUUAAAUUUAAAGGCAAAGGUCAUGAAAAAGAAGACUUGGAUUUAGUGCUAAAGAAACUAGAACAUUGGGCUUACCGAUUGUAUCCAAAGUUCGAAUUUGCAGAUUGUUUAAAGAAGAUUGAAACAUUAGGCAAAAAGAGACCAGUUAUGGUACAUCUACAAAAGAUAAGAUCAGAUCAAUACAUAACAGAGGAGACGGUUGUACAGAAGGAUUCCAGUGAUGAUGAAGUACCAGUAGAAAGAGAAGAAGAUGAAUUUGACAAGCUUUUGCAGCAGCAAAUAGAACUGGCUAGAAAUACACCAGCACCAACAUCUGUUAAGAAAAAUAUUCCAGAAAACUCUAUUGUUGACAGAUCACUAUUAACCGUACCAAAAGCAACAUCAUCACCGUCAAUCAGUGAUGAACAGAGAGACAGGAUGAUCAGAAAUAGAAAACUGGCUGAAGAGAGACGUCUUGCUAGACUUAAAAAUAAAAUAAACAUAACUGAAAAUCAAGAUACAAUUACUAAUAGUACUACUACUAGUACUAGUGUUAGUGGUACUUCUAAUAUUAGUAAGGAAGAUACAGAUGAAAUAAUUGUUACUAAAAAACAUAACAGAACAAAUACAAUAGAGAGUUCAGAUGAAGAAGAUUUGAUGACUUUAAAUGAAUCUAUUUCCGUAGAUAUUCAUACGGAUGUUAACAAAAAUUCUGAUAUAACAAAAAGUAAUGAA
This is a messenger RNA of Papilio machaon (common yellow swallowtail), 1046 nucleotides long. RefSeq names its product protein TIPIN homolog. Lineage: Eukaryota; Metazoa; Arthropoda; Insecta; Lepidoptera; Papilionidae. Gene Ontology annotation, molecular function: DNA binding. The transcript is spliced from 5 exons. Gene Ontology annotation, cellular component: nucleus; replication fork protection complex. Gene Ontology annotation, biological process: DNA damage response; replication fork processing; replication fork arrest. The annotation marks the transcript as partial. The record is from RefSeq and is a predicted model, not a curated record.